This is a messenger RNA of Zasmidium cellare ATCC 36951, 687 nucleotides long. RefSeq lists its product as uncharacterized. The record is from RefSeq and is a predicted model, not a curated record. Bases 1 to 687 code for a protein of 228 amino acids. The transcript is spliced from 2 exons. Lineage: Eukaryota; Fungi; Ascomycota; Dothideomycetes; Mycosphaerellales; Mycosphaerellaceae.
AUGGCCGACCACACGGCAACGAACACCAUGCCUCACUACGCACCAAACACCUACAUCGCAUCCCCACCAGCGGGCACACGUUCACGGGGCAGCUCAGCAGCCUCGCGUUACGUCCCAGAUAACUACCCCAUCCCACCACCCACAAGUAAGGAUGAAAACAACCAGCUCCUCGCCCCACCAUCCCCCAACUCACAACCGGAACCAGAUGCCCAAGCCUUCACGCCCAUCCGGCCAGAACAAUACCGUCCACCACCAGACACGCGAGGGAUCCCCCCAGCUCAACUCCGCCCCUACCAUCCAGACGCAUACAUGCGAUCCAAGUCCGAUGGUUACGAAUCUCGACGCUCGGGCGACGUUCGGAGAUCUUUCGAUUCGAGAUACUCGGACGAUCCCAGGCGCAGUUACCAUUCAACACGGAGUCAUCGGUCUUCGCAUGACGAUUCCGCGAGGAGGAGGGAGUAUGAGCGGCGGAGGGACCAGGAGGAGGCGUGGGAGGAUGAGGAGCGGAGGAGGGAGGCGAGGAGGAGAAAGUCGUCGGGGCAUUUGCAUCAUGAUCGUCAUCAUCAUCACCAUCAUAGGGAUGAUGAGGAUGGUGGUAAGCCUUUGAGGAGGCGGGAUACGCCGAGAGGGUAUGGCAGCUCGCUGUUUGCCGUCUUUGAUCACAUCAAGAAUGCUUGGAAGGGGUAG